Molecule: messenger RNA, 815 nt
Organism: Leptopilina boulardi
Lineage: Eukaryota; Metazoa; Arthropoda; Insecta; Hymenoptera; Figitidae
Gene: mtSSB
Product: single-stranded DNA-binding protein, mitochondrial
Exons: 4
Coding region: 140-625 (161 amino acids)
Biological process (GO): mitochondrial DNA replication; positive regulation of helicase activity
Cellular component (GO): mitochondrial nucleoid
Molecular function (GO): single-stranded DNA binding
Source: RefSeq, a predicted model, not a curated record
UCGAUGGAGAAAGAAACUAAUCAUAGCAGUUAACAACACGAGGAAAAAAAGUGGUCAAGGGUUCUGGAUUCUAUCGAAAAUUUAUAAAAUUUAACUGUUUAAAUCUAAUUGUUCAGUUAAAUAAGAUUCUAUUAAAAUAAUGUUUCUCAGAAAGGUUAUGUCUAGCACUACCAGACAAAUCAGGCAAAUUCAACAAAUUAAAAGGAUAAGUGGGACGAGAUUGUUUUCAGAAAUGGCUGAAACUGCACCUGAAAUCGAACAGGAAUCUCAGAAAAUAGAAAAAAGCAUGAAUCAAGUAACAUUGCUUGGAAGAGUUGGAGGUGAACCACAAAAAAGGGGCAAUGAUAAUCAUCCAGUUGUUACAUUUUCAGUAGCUACACAUACAAAUUACAAAUAUGAUGAUGGUAAUGUAGUGCAAAGAACAGAUUGGCACAAAAUUGUCGUUUUUCGUCCCGCGUUACGGGAAUCUGUUUAUCGUUUUAUGAGAAAAGGACAAAGAGUUCUAGUUCAAGGAAAGCUCUAUUAUGGAGAAAUUAAAGACGAAAAUGGUAAAAUACGACCGACAACUUCAAUUAUUGCCGAAGAUGUCGUUAUGUUCCAGAGAAAAGACGAAGAUGUAGAUUAGAAUAUUUUAUUCACAACAAUAUUUGUACAAUAUUUAAGAAUUUUUUUUAUCAACUUUUUUAAAGAAUAAAACAUAUUGAAAGGUAAAAUUAUUUUGGGUACCAAAUAAAACAUGUCCUUUUUUACAAACAAAAAAUAUAUACAGUAGACUGUAAAAAUUAAGGAAAAUAAAAAAAGUAUUGUAAAUGAAA